AGGUGUGGACUUAACAGAAAUAGGCGGACCAUACUGGGAGAAAGCCCCACCUGCCCAAUUCGCUGCCCCGGAUCGGCUCCGGCAUCCCCCGCGCCCGGGGUCUUUUGAUGCGCCACAAUCAAGGCUCGUAUGCGGGAGCCUUGUGAGCAACCUUCAUCGCUAGCUGACAUGCACCAACUGCAUUGCCCUGAGAGCACCUCUAUCCGAUUCAACAAUUGCAUUGACCAUGGCGAUGCGGGCAAUCAGCCUGUAACCGAUAUCGGUGAUAUGCAUCGCAAAAAGGUUCUGUUGAAGAUCAGGCACUUAGUCAAAACUGAAGCUAGCACGUCAUGAGGAUACGGCUUCCCUUCGCCGGCGCCUUCGCCCUCCUCCUCCUCAUCGCAGGCUACGCGGGGCUGUCCUCCGUCCAGCUCUCGGACACCGGCCUACCUAUAGACGACAAAGUCUUGCACUUCCUAACAUUCUUCGCCCUUACCGUCGCUUUCUACUGGAUCAUCGACACCACAAGGCGGCGCGUGCUCAACCUGACGCUAGUCGGAUGCACACUGGGCCUAGGCAUCGGGUCCGAGGUCCUGCAGGCCGUGCUGCCCAACGGCCGGGCCUUCGAUUUCUUCGAUGUCGUCGCCAACCUCGUCGGCUCCCUGGCCGGGCUGAGCCUUUGCGCGUGGUACCACAAGCGGAUGCUGGAGAGGAAGCGGUUGAGGAAGUACAACGCCGUGCCUACGGGCGAGGGUGAUGAUGGUGAUGUUGCUGUUGGGGAGGGCGAGGAGGAUCUGGAGCUGGGGGAGGGUCCCGGCAUUCGCCGUUCCGGAGAGCAUGAAGAAGGGGUGGUUAGCAGUAGCGCCGCCGGCGGUCAGCGAGCUACGACGUUAGAGGAGGAGGUCGAUAACUGGGAUGAGAAUGCUGUGGAUGCCUGGGAUGAGGAUGAUGCGGGUGAUGUCAGCGUGUCUGCCUCCGCGGCAACUAAGGAUGUGGACGCCAGCGGCGACCAUGGCGGCGCGAAGAAGCGCGCUGAUUGACAGUGAGCGAGAAGUGGGACGGACCUGCUGCGGCAACGUAGCAUGUAUGGUAUGAAUAACGUUUGGAAUGGCUAUGGCGUUCUUGCAAUCGGAUUUCACUCCUUUAGAAGCGGUCGGAACGGAAACUGGUGUGCUUUAUUCCGCAGGAGUUGUAUGACGACGACCAUGGGUAGCAAGGCAUGAAAAUUCCUGUCACUGUACCUUGACAUCUUGGUGGGGCAAAUUCAAUGCGGCAAUGAAUGU
Messenger RNA from Chaetomium strumarium, 1262 nucleotides. RefSeq lists its product as uncharacterized. Gene Ontology annotation, cellular component: intracellular membrane-bounded organelle. The coding region runs from base 330 to 1019 and encodes 229 amino acids. The record is from RefSeq and is a predicted model, not a curated record. NCBI's taxonomy places the organism in Eukaryota, Fungi, Ascomycota, Sordariomycetes, Sordariales, Chaetomiaceae. The transcript is spliced from 2 exons.